GGACACGAACUGGCGCCCAUAUGGGAUUCCGGUGCAUCAAGGCGAGGACUUUAGCCACUAUGCUGUUGUGCCAGGCCCUAGAGUUAGUUUCUUACAUUCUUCCUUCUUUGUUUUUUUUAAGACUCUUCCCUUCUCUCAAAGAAGAACUCAGAAGAGAAGGGACUUCCCUUACAGGUCUCCAAGCCAUGCCUCUGGGGUCGGUGUCAUUCAAGGACGUCAGUGUGGACUUCAGCCAGGAGGAGUGGCAACAGCUGGACCCCACUCAGAAGGCCCUCUACAGGGAUGUGAUGUUGGAAAACUACUGGCAUUUCAUCUCUGUGGGGUUUUACGUGACUGAGCCUGAUAUGAUCAGCAAGUUGGGACAAGGAGAAAAGCUGUGGGAUGAGAGAAUCUUCCCAAGCCAGAGCCACCCAGAAAAAGAUGGGAAAGCUGAAGAUGUUUUAGUGAAGUUCAAAGAAUACCGAGACAAACUGUCUAGAUCGGUGAUACUCAUCAACCACAAAAGAAUUAAGGAGAAAAAUAUUUGUGAGAAAAUACUUACUGCAGGCAAAACCCAUAUUAUUUCCAAAACACUUUGUGAAUGUCUAUCUGAUAGAAAAGUUUUUAAAAAUAAUUCAGAAUUAACUAUUCGAAAUAUAAACCCAAUUAGAGAGAAAUCUGAUGAGAGUAAUGGAUGGGAGAAAUCACUCCUGAGUACUAAACAUGAGCAAAUGGCAGCUGUGGUGAGUCAGCACGGACAGACAGGAAGGGAUCACAGUGGUCAACCAGAGCCUGUUCCCCAGCAGAAGGUUCCAACUUUAGAGCCACAGUUUAAACAUAAUGAGUGCGAAAAAUCCUUCCUCAUGAAAGAAAUGCUACUUACACAUACUAGAGUUCACAGAGGAGAAAGAACCUUUGAAUACAAUAAAGAUGGAAUUGCCUUCCUAGAAAAGCCAAAUCUUGGCAUCCAUCCACACAAUCUUACGGAAAAGAAGCCUUCUGCAUAUAACAAAUAUGGGAAAUUCCUCUGCAGAAAACCCAUUUUUAUUAUGCAUCAAAGAUCUCAAACAGAAGAGAAGCCUUUUCAAUGUCCUUACUGUGGGAAUAGCUUUAGAAGGAAAUCAUACCUCAUAGAACAUCAGCGAAUUCACACAGGUGAGAAACCUUAUGUUUGCAAUCAGUGUGGAAAGGCCUUCCGUCAGAAGACUGCUCUCACUCUUCAUGAAAAAACACAUAUAGAGGGGAAACCCUAUGUUUGUAUUGAUUGUGGAAAGUCCUUCAGACAGAAGGCAACCCUCACUAGACAUCACAAAACACACACAGGGGAGAAGGCCUAUGAAUGUACUCAGUGUGGAAGUGCCUUUAGAAAGAAGUCAUACCUCAUUGACCAUCAGAGAACUCACACAGGGGAGAAACCUUAUCAGUGUAAUGAGUGUGGGAAGGCAUUUAUCCAGAAGACAACCCUCACUGUGCAUCAGAGAACUCACACAGGAGAGAAACCCUAUAUUUGUAACGUAUGUGGGAAGUCCUUCUGCCAAAAGACAACACUCACUCUCCAUCAAAGAAUUCACACAGGGGAGAAACCUUACAUAUGUAACGAAUGUGGGAAGUCCUUCCGCCAGAAGGCAAUUCUCACUGUUCAUCACAGAAUACACACAGGAGAGAAAUCCAAUGGAUGUCCACAAUGUGGGAAAGCCUUUAGUAGGAAAUCAAACCUUAUCCGUCAUCAGAAGACUCACACAGGAGAGAAACCAUAUGAAUGUAAAGAAUGUGGAAAGUUCUUCAGCUGUAAGUCAAACCUCAUUGUCCACCAGAAAACACACAAAGUAGAAGCCAUGGGAAUUCAAUAAGUGAUGUGAUUGGGGGAGGAUGCUUUUAAGAAUUAACCUUGUACCAGAUGUUGUCUGCAAGUGUAAUAGUAUUCAACAGUUUAAGGUAUUACCUAUUGUUUGCUACCCAAUAAAUACAGACACAAGCCACAGCUGCAUUAGAUAAAGGACAAAGUCAUGAAAAUGAAAACCCCAACUUUAAUAUUAAAUUCAGCAAACUAAAAUCUCCUGGGUCAAAUUGCUAGACUUAAAAAUUGCUUUUCCACUUCAAUAUGUAUGUGUGCCAGUAAUUGGCCAAUUGGCAGCUGGUCCUGUAUUACACUGUGACUAGAAGUGCUUUCAAGGAAUAUGUUAACUGUAUUUCUUAUUGCAAAUAUGUAAAAAACUUGGUUGUCAACUCCUCAAAAUUAACCAACUCUGAUUUCUAACAUUAACUUUUAGAUAUGAUAAAUCUUCAUAUUAAUUAUGUGUCAUGUAUUCAUUGAUAUGGCUUAUUUCAUUUGUCAUUAUUUCCCUAAUCAUCAGUGCAUGUGGUCAGUGUUCAUUUAUUUUUAAUCUGUCUAGAAUCCCAUUAUUUGAAUGUGUCACAAUCUAUCCACUCUACUACUAUUGGACUUUUUACAUUGUUUAUGGCUUAGGAUCAUGAAUAUUGGUUCUGAGAACAUAUUUGUCUUUUGGUGUACAUGUACCUACUUCUCUUGUUUAUGGCUAGGGAGUGGAAUUGCUGGAUCUAAAUGCAGAUGUGUGUUUAGUCAGCUUUGGUAUAGGCGGCAGAAAACCCAGAGCUUCCACCUGCAUGAGAUAAUUUAGUCUAUAGGGGAACAACUAUGAAUAUUAUCAGCAUUUGCUCAAACCAGCAAAUCAAUGCUGAGGAAAGCUGUAUCAAUGGUAUUAUGAAAACUGGAGUUAUGAAUAUAAUACACUUAUGAAGGGCUUGUAACCAUAGCCCAAGCAUUUUUUUUAAAGUUCUGAAAUUUGAUCCUGAUAAUCAUGCAA
This is a messenger RNA of Ochotona princeps (American pika), 2804 nucleotides long. RefSeq names its product zinc finger protein 382 (gene ZNF382). Gene Ontology annotation, biological process: regulation of DNA-templated transcription. The coding region runs from base 21 to 1829 and encodes 602 amino acids. NCBI's taxonomy places the organism in Eukaryota, Metazoa, Chordata, Mammalia, Lagomorpha, Ochotonidae. The record is from RefSeq and is a predicted model, not a curated record. The transcript has 4 exons.